AUGUCAACAAUAACCCUAAUCAUCUCUCCCUACCACACCGGCCUCCACGCCCACCGCGUAGGCAAAGGCCCGCACCACAUCCUCUCCCACAACCUCCUCGCCCAGCUCACCUCUCUCGGCCUAAACAUCGAAACCUACGAGAUCCCUCGCGUUGACGACUUCGAGGGCGAAAUCGGACGCAGUUUCGAGGUUAUGCGCCGCACCUCGUUGGCUGUCAGUGAGGCCGUGGAGAAGGGGAACUGGCCGCUGGUGCUUUCGGGGAACUGUAUGGCUAGUGUCGCUGUUGCUUGUGGAUUAGAGCAUGCGCAGGCGCAGGGCCAGAAGAAGGAAGGACAGGGAAAGUUAGGAUUUAUUUACUUUGAUUCGCAUGAUGAUCUUGAUUCCCCGGAUGUCAAUGAGAACGGGUACUUUGAUGCGAUGGGGCUUUCCAUGCUGCGCGGCGAAAGCUGGAAGUUGCUUAUGAAUACUGUCCCUGGUUAUGAUCCGGAAAGUCCAUUCGAUUACCGCUCGAACAAGAACCGGUUUCUGUACGUCGGUUUGCGCGAUCAAUCGGAGUUACAGCGGGAACGGGUUGUUGAGGCGGGCAUGUAUUCGAUUUGGGGCGGGAAUCUGAACCCGCGGACGGACUUCGGGGCUGAGUUGGAGAAGAUCCUUGAGAAGGAUCCGUUUGGGGAUGUGGUUGUGCAUCUUGAUUUGGAUGUUCUUGAUGCUGGUGUUUACGGCAAAGUGAAUGAUUAUCCAUCCGAGGGUGGACUUUUGGAGGUGGAUUUGGUUCGCUCUUUGGAGGUGGUGGGGAAGAUGGUUAGCUUGCCGAAGGCGUUGGUGGUUUGUCAGUUUGAUCCGGACUCUGGGGAUGGGGAUUUGAUUGCUGGGAUUGCGAUUAAGGGUAUUAUGACGCUUUUGAAGACGUUGUUGGAGAGGGGCGUUUUGAAGUCCAAGACUUCUGCUUGA
Molecule: messenger RNA, 951 nt
Organism: Aspergillus chevalieri
Lineage: Eukaryota; Fungi; Ascomycota; Eurotiomycetes; Eurotiales; Aspergillaceae
Product: arginase family protein
Exons: 1
Coding region: 1-951 (316 amino acids)
Cellular component (GO): cytoplasm; nucleus; cytosol
Molecular function (GO): manganese ion binding; arginase activity
Source: RefSeq, a predicted model, not a curated record